Chroicocephalus ridibundus (black-headed gull) is the source of this 1475-nucleotide messenger RNA. It is a transcript of the gene PSMD9, whose product is annotated as proteasome 26S subunit, non-ATPase 9. Gene Ontology annotation, biological process: proteasome regulatory particle assembly. The coding region runs from base 47 to 676 and encodes 209 amino acids. Gene Ontology annotation, molecular function: protein binding. Gene Ontology annotation, cellular component: nucleus; cytoplasm. The record is from RefSeq and is a predicted model, not a curated record. The transcript is spliced from 6 exons. Lineage: Eukaryota; Metazoa; Chordata; Aves; Charadriiformes; Laridae.
CCGUGACGCCUGUUGUCCGCGCCCGUCGCGUGCCGUGGUGGCGGCCAUGGCGCAGCCCGGCGGCAGCCGCCCGGUUACUGUCAGCGACGUGCAGCAGCUGGUGAAGCGGAAGGACGAGGUGGAGGCGCAGAUCAAGGCCUGCUACGAGCUGCUGGAGGGUCAAAAGGGCGUCGGGAUGGACGAGCCGCUGGUGGACGCGGAGGGCUUCCCCCGCGACGACAUCGACCUCUACCAAGUGCGCACCGCCCGGCACAACAUCAUCUGUUUGCAGAAUGAUCACAAGGCCCUGAUGAAGCAGGUGGAGGAAGCUCUUCACCAGCUGCACGCCCGGGAGAAGGAGAAGCACGCCAGGGAUGAGGCGGAGGCGUUGGCCGAGGCGAUGAGCCAGACCCAGAGCCUGCCACAGGCUUUUGCCAAAGUGAACGCGGUGACUCCAGGAUCUCCUGCAAACAUCUCAGGGCUUCAGGUCGAUGAUGAGAUUGUGGAGUUUGGUUCUGUCAACGUAAACAACUUCCAGAACCUGCAGAACAUCGCCACAGUGGUGCAGCAUAGCGAAGGGAGACCCCUGAGUGUGACUGUGCUCCGCAGCGGCAAAAAAGUUCACGUGGGGCUGACUCCGAAGCGCUGGGCCGGGAAGGGCCUCCUGGGCUGCAAUAUCAUUCCCUUGCAAAGAUGACCGUUGCUUGGAAAACAAUAAAGCUGAAGCUUGUGCCUGCUUUCUGGACUCUGAUCUGAUUUGAAAACUUCCCUACGUGUUUUUGCUGAAACAAAUAUUUCAGAGGCUGUGACCUCUACGCGUGCCAGACUCUCAGAGUCUGAAGAGGUUCUGCUGGAGUAAGGUCUGACUGCAAUUCAGAAUUGCACUGGUUGAUCAGGGGUAGCUUGCGGAGUUGCAAGCUGUGGCUUCUCAUCUCUUACACCUUGCGUCAGUUUGGAAUGAGGCCACAGGGAGACCCAGACUUCACUUGAUAGAGACUAAAGAGCAUUAAAUGCUCUUAUUUGUUGACAAUAGCAUUCGUGUGUGUUGUCGCCCCCAAAUUCCUCACUGAACAUCUUGUAAUAUAAGCUAAAAAGUCCUGGAGCACUUCUGGGUGUCUGUAAUGGUAGAUCACACUCAAGAAAUAUGCAAGUUUGAUACUUUAUCUUCCCUGUGUUGCCACAACUUUUGAAGUUACUAAACAUGAUGAAAGAAUUUUUGGAAUGCAUAAUUAUUUUAAGUUAAUAAUAUAAGUAAUAGGGAUUAUAAUUCUACUUUGCUUUACAUUUAGUAUUUUAUAUGGUCAUGAUAAAAAUACUCCUAAGUUGAUGAAUUUUUGGUUUUUUUUUUUUUUUUUUUUUAUUUGUGGUGGUUGAUUUGUUUGGGGUGUAUAAACCCUUCAAGGGGAUUUCUGGGAUGACUGGUUUGUUGUAAGUGUGUUUCCAGUUGAACUUCAAAAUACUCUUCCGAAACAAUAAAGGAGUAAUACCUUUCUCCA